AUGUCCAUCAAAUUCAUGCUGCUAGUGUCGCGGCAAGGCAAGAUUAGAUUGACAAAAUGGUUCAUGUCUGACUGGAGCACACGGGAAAAGACAAAGGCUGUCAAGGAAGUCAGUACAACCGUCCUAUCCCGCAAGACUAAAAUGUGCAAUGUGUUAGAAUACAAGGAUUACAAGGUCGUGUAUAGGAGAUACGCCAGUUUAUUCUUUGUCGCCGGUAUUGACGUGGACGACAAUGAACUGAUGGUACUUGAAGUCAUUCACCGAUAUGUCGAAGUCCUGGAUAAAUGGUUUCUGAAUGUCUGUGAACUCGACAUUAUCUUCAACUUCCAACAAGCUUAUAUGAUUAUGGACGAACUACUUAUUGGAGGUGAAUUACAAGAGUCAAGCAAACGAGCUGUAAUAAACACAUUGAAGCGGAUGGACGAGUCUGAAAAACAAGAGAUACCUCCUAGUAGCCAAGGUUGA
Synchytrium microbalum is the source of this 465-nucleotide messenger RNA. RefSeq lists its product as uncharacterized. Gene Ontology annotation, biological process: vesicle-mediated transport; protein transport. Gene Ontology annotation, cellular component: intracellular membrane-bounded organelle; AP-1 adaptor complex. Gene Ontology annotation, molecular function: clathrin-cargo adaptor activity. The record is from RefSeq and is a predicted model, not a curated record. Lineage: Eukaryota; Fungi; Chytridiomycota; Chytridiomycetes; Synchytriales; Synchytriaceae. The transcript is spliced from 7 exons. Bases 1 to 465 code for a protein of 154 amino acids.